AUGAGAGCGACGGAAGGAAAAUACGGGCUAUCGGUAGCUAUCGGAACUAAGGGCUUUAGGAGCCGUAGCGGUGCAGCAGGUCGUCUUCUCGUUUGUGCUGUCCUGGCCAUCACCGUUUGCCUUCAACCCUGCGAUGGUGCUCAAAUACUCUCCGUGAAUGUGUUCCCAGGUCGCAGCCACUGGAUGAUGAUCAGUGCCAUUCUGGAGGGGUUGCUUGAUCGUGGCCAUGAAGUGACCGUCAUCACGAACUAUCCUCGUAAAGAGCCACACCCAAAUCUUACCGAAAUAGUGAUUGCUCCCAUCUACGACUUUUGGGGGAAAUCGGUAAAGGUGGACUCGCUGUACGAUUUGACUGACAUUUCGAUACACCAGAUGCUGAUGGAUUUCCUAUACCCCUUGGGACUUGAGACGGCCGAGUAUGCAUUUUCGCGGAAAAACGUGAUGAACUUUCUGCGCAACGAUCGGACGCAGUUUGAUCUGCUGUUAGCAGAGCAGUUUUAUCAAGAAGCGUACCUGAUGCUAGCACAUAAGUACAAGGUGCCGAUCGUGUCGAUAGGCACAUUUGGGUUCGCUCAGUACAUGGGACCAAUGAUGGGUCUGAUGAACGCCUGGUCACAUGUUCCACACGAAUUUCUGCCCUACACCGACCACAUGACGCUGCCUCAGAGGGCGUAUAACUCUCUCGUCAGUACAUACGAGCUUCUACUGCGCUCGUGGUAUUAUCUUCCCCAGCAAGAAGCGAUGGUUGCGAAGUACUUUUCGUUUCUUCCUGGACCACUGCCUAGUUUGAGCGAACUCGAGAAGCAGGUGUCGGUAAUUCUGUUGAACAGCUACCCUCCACUAACUACAACUCGUGCCAAAGUGCCUGGGCUGGUGCAGGUCGGUGGUUUACACAUCAAGCCUCCAAAGCCCCUACCGCAAGAUCUGAAAACGUUCAUCGACGGAGCGAAGGAUGGCGUGAUUUACUUCAGUCUCGGUACGAACCUUCGUUCGGCUGACCUCCCACCGGAGAAGUUGGCCGUUAUUUUGAAGGUGUUUGGUGCGAUGAAGCAACGUGUCGUGUGGAAGUUUGAGGACGAACGCAUCCAGAACCUGCCAUCGAACGUGAUGGUGCGCAAUUGGUUGCCACAGAGUGAUAUCCUCGGACACCGCAACGUCAAGGUGUUCAUCACCCAUGGAGGUCUACUAGGCACGCAGGAGGGUGUUCACCGGGCCGUUCCCAUGGUGGGUAUACCCAUCUACUGCGAUCAGCAUCUGAACAUGAACAAAGCCACUCUGGGUGGGUACGCCGUGAAGCUAUACUUUCCCAACAUAACCGAAGAGUCUUUCCGGUGGGCUCUGGAGGAGGUAUUGUACAAUCCGAGCUACAAGGCGAACAUGAAGAGGGUUUCACAGAUCUUCCGCGAUCGACCGGUGCCUGCGUUGGAGGAAUCCAUCUACUGGAUAGAGUAUGUGAUACGCCACAAGGGAGCUCCACAGUUGCGAUCAGCUGGGCUUGACUUACCGUGGGUGAGCUUUGCUUUGCUUGAUUUGAUAGGACUAGCGGUGGUUGUUCUUUUGGUGGUGUUGAUUGUGUUCCGGAAGAUUGCCGCGAGAUUGUUUGGUGUUCGAAAGGGAAAAUCGAAAAGGAAACAUGAAUAAUAUGAGAUGAAUUGAUGAUAGCUAAAUUUAGAGGCCAAACAAAUAAAGAGCCCUGGA
Messenger RNA from Anopheles nili, 1698 nucleotides. Its product is annotated as UDP-glycosyltransferase UGT5-like. Gene Ontology annotation, molecular function: UDP-glycosyltransferase activity. Lineage: Eukaryota; Metazoa; Arthropoda; Insecta; Diptera; Culicidae. The coding region runs from base 1 to 1641 and encodes 546 amino acids. The record is from RefSeq and is a predicted model, not a curated record. The transcript is spliced from 3 exons.